Molecule: messenger RNA, 1774 nt
Organism: Gracilinanus agilis (Agile Gracile Mouse Opossum)
Lineage: Eukaryota; Metazoa; Chordata; Mammalia; Didelphimorphia; Didelphidae
Gene: CYTH3
Product: cytohesin 3
Exons: 13
Coding region: 1-1194 (397 amino acids)
Biological process (GO): regulation of ARF protein signal transduction
Molecular function (GO): guanyl-nucleotide exchange factor activity
Source: RefSeq, a predicted model, not a curated record
AUGGGCAUGAAAAGUAGCAAAGCCGAUGUGCCUGAUGACCUCUCAAUAGAAGAGAGAGAAGAACUUUUAAACAUUCGUCGAAGGAAAAAAGAACUUAUUGAUGAUAUAGAGAGGCUAAAAUUUGAAAUUGCAGAAGUGAUGACAGAGAUCGAUAACCUAACAUGUGUUGAGGAGAGCAAAACUACCCAGAGGAAUAAGCAGAUAGCUAUGGGAAGAAAGAAAUUCAACAUGGAUCCUAAAAAGGGAAUUCAGUUUCUUAUAGAAAAUGACUUGCUGCAGAGUACCCCAGAAGACAUAGCUCAGUUCCUUUAUAAAGGAGAAGGCCUAAAUAAAACUGUAAUUGGGGACUAUCUUGGUGAAAGAGAUGAAUUUAAUAUUAAAGUUCUUCAAGCUUUUGUUGAACUCCAUGAGUUUGCUGAUCUCAACCUUGUACAAGCUUUAAGGCAGUUCCUGUGGAGUUUCAGGCUUCCAGGGGAGGCUCAGAAAAUUGAUCGCAUGAUGGAAGCUUUUGCUUCACGCUACUGUCUCUGCAACCCUGGAGUUUUCCAGUCUACAGAUACAUGCUAUGUGUUGUCUUUCGCAAUCAUCAUGCUAAACACCAGCCUCCACAACCACAAUGUGAGAGAUAAACCAACAGUGGAGCGAUUUAUAUCUAUGAACCGAGGCAUUAAUGAGGGUGGAGAUCUCCCUGAAGAAUUAUUGAGGAAUUUAUAUGAAAGUAUUAAAAAUGAGCCAUUUAAGAUUCCGGAAGAUGAUGGAAAUGACUUGACACACACAUUUUUUAAUCCAGAUAGAGAAGGCUGGCUAUUGAAAUUAGGUGGGAGAGUGAAAACGUGGAAGAGACGGUGGUUCAUUUUGACAGAUAAUUGCCUCUAUUAUUUUGAAUACACAACAGAUAAAGAGCCCAGAGGAAUUAUCCCUUUGGAAAACCUUAGCAUCCGAGAAGUAGAAGAUCCCCGGAAACCUAACUGUUUCGAACUUUAUAACCCAAGCCAUAAAGGACAGGUCAUAAAAGCCUGUAAAACAGAGGCUGAUGGGAGAGUGGUAGAAGGCAACCAUGUUGUAUACAGAAUAUCUGCUCCAACCCCAGAAGAGAAGGAAGAGUGGAUCAAAUCAAUCAAAGCAAGUAUCAGCAGGGAUCCCUUUUAUGAUAUGCUGGCAACAAGGAAGAGAAGAAUUGCCAAUAAAAAAUAACACUUUGCUAUUUGAGCAGUGAUUCACCCAAAUUCCAUUUUAAGGGGAGUAUGAAAUCAAGCAUACAAGCAGGUAACAUUUUUUUUAAAAAAUCUAGGGAAAAAAACUGAUCAAAGGGCAUUUAUUCCCACCUCUGCCGUUGGAGUACAGAUGAUGCAGAAAACUUCCUGCAAGAGCUUACUAACCAGGAGACAAGUACUUUAAACAUAAUACUGCAGACGACUUCCCAAGGAGGAAUGUAUGGGAAUUGAAUGAACUAACCAGAAGACAUGGAAGCCUUAUGAAUAUGCUUUGGAUUUUCAAUAACCUGGAGAAAAUAAUCAGGCCAAUAGACAUGAAAUAUUUACCCCUUCCUGCUUAUUGAGCAUAUUGCCCAGGGUGGGAAAUAUUAGGAAAUAUUGUUCUUAUGAUUUUUAGCCAGUCUGAAUUCUUUGUAUAACAAGCCACCAGAACUGGUGUACAUACAGUAUAAUCCAGAACUUGUUUUCUCUAAGUGAAGACCUUCAUGCUAACACAUAUGUACAACACAUAACCAUUAGCGGCAACGCAAGUCAUUCCAAAUUCAAUUGUUUGAUAGAAA